Messenger RNA from Oikopleura dioica, 2565 nucleotides. The record is from the annotation of a GenBank genome assembly. Lineage: Eukaryota; Metazoa; Chordata; Appendicularia; Copelata; Oikopleuridae.
AUGGACUUGAAAGUUCAGCGACUUUCUCGAAUAGACGAAGGGAUAGAGAAAAUAGAAAGCCUUCAUCUCUUGCCCGAUGUGUUGUCUCUUAAUCUUCAUGCAAAUCAAAUCGAAACUAUCUCAGGACUAGAUCGUCUCACCCAUCUUGUCGAGCUUGAUAUUUCUGCGAAUUCGAUCGAAAAGGUCUCUGGCUUGGAAUCCCUCGUUUGUUUAAAAAUUCUCAACCUGUCGAGCAACUCCAUCGGAGAAAUUUCACCGCAGGAAAUGGCCUCGCUAGUAUCGUUGAGGCACCUGAACUUGAGUUACAAUAUGCUCAUGUCUUUGGGGUUUCUACCAGCGUUUGCGAACAAAGAAUCGUCACUGCAAGAGCUUUUCUUACACGGAAAUCAGAUUUCGCAUGUUCAAUCAACCUGCCAAAUGCUCGAUUGCACAAAAACUUUAGAAAGAAUCACGAUCGCGGAUAACCCUAUCACCUCUUCUGCCGAAACAAUCUUCGCCAGCUGCCCUCAUAUAAUCUCAAUCGACGGAGUAAGUCGAGAUGGCCGCGCUCUACCUCCACUUGUUUUUUCUGACAGCCAACCAUCCAGAAAUCCACAAACUUCUCAAAAUCCGACUCCAAGGAAUCAAAAUCCUUGGGUACAAGAAGAAAUAAAGAAACCAAUGACAGCAGAUGAUUUCGGCCUGAUGGCUCAAAAGAUGCUGGAGCAGGCGCAGACUAGGAUUCUUGCGGAAUCAGCGGCUAGAGAGCAGGAACAAACAAAUUCAAAGAUUGAUAGGCUCGAAAAGCAACUGCAAAAACUCAUUAAUCAAAAUAAACAAGCUCCACUGCCAUCAGCUUCUGCCGGAAGAAAACCUCGACCUCCAACAAACAGUGCACAUUCUAAGUGCUCAAAAUGCGCAAACGCUAUGAAAGAAAUGCGCCAGAUGGCGACCAGUUUCGAGCAACAAACCAACACACUCCAAGAAGAAAUACUCAAGAUGAAAAACGAAGCUUUUGCAUUGCAGAGACUAACAGAAGACCAACAGCUGGACAUCAAUCAGAAAACGUCGCAGCUCCAAACUGCCCUAGACGGUCUGGUCAAGUUCAAAGAUCUUGCAAAAGCGGAACGGGAGAAAAAUGAGUCGCACGAGCAAACUCUUGCACGGACGUUGAAAGAGUUCAGCAACGAAAAACGCGCUAUGAAAAAUUUACAGGAAGAGUUGAACAAGCUAAAGCAUCACAACGAAAAACAAGCAGAGGAGAAUCGUAAUCUUUCGAUAGCUAAUGAAAAGCUUGUAUCAGAGGCUUCGGCGAUGCAAUCAAAAUAUGUUGCGCUAGAAAAAGAACUCAAACUAGCGCAAGAAAAAUUGUCAGUUAGCAUUCAUCCAGACUCGCCAGAGAUGCAAAACUACGUCAAAGAUAAACUCCAAGUCGCAGUGAAAUAUAUGGAAGAGUACAAAACCGACGCAAAGAAACGAUACUCCGCCCUCGAACAAGAGUUUAGAGAAGCGCUGAAAAUUGAAGACAACGAGAAGAACAAACUCAGGGAGAAAAUCGACAAGCUCAAGGAGGAACAUGCUGAAUUGAGAAUCAACCAAGAAAGGUUGUUUUUCUCGGAGAAAAAGGCGAAGGACACCGUUGAUAUGGUCGCAUCCGGCGCUAAAGAGUUGAAAGCGAGAAACUCCGAGUUAGAAGACAAAAUUGACCGGCUUGUUGACGCAGUUAGAAAAGCGAAAGAGCUUGCAGAUCAAAGAUACAGAGAUGAGCAAAGAAGCAAACUGGCUCUUCAGGAAUCGCAGAAAACGAAGGCGAAGCUAAUUGCGACAUUGACGGAGCAAGAGGGAAUCGUCAACGGACUCAAAGCAGAGCGGGAGCAGUGGUCGAAAGGGCUAGCAUCGCAAACCUCCGAUUUGGCGAAAGAAAAGGGCAAUUUAAUCGCGGAAAACGAUGCAUUGAAGCAAAAACUAGCAAUAGAGGCGCAAAAUGAGAAAAAGCUCAAAAUCAAAGAAAAAGAACUCGAUUCCGCGCAGCAACAAAUUCAAGAUCUCAAAGCCAAACUCGACCAAAAACGAAAACAAGCGUUUGAAAUGCAAGCAGAAUGCGACUCGCAAAUCAAGCACUUGGAAAAAGCGGAACGAAGACUUGCUCGCGGAGAAGCCGAUCGAGAGCAUUUAUUAGAAGAAAAAGAGAAGUUUUACGCGCAGAAAAAGGCCAACGAAGAAAAGUGGCGUGAGCGAACGAUCGUUAUCGAAAAUCUUGAGGAGAAACUCGCGCAUUUUUCAGUUCAAAAGCAACAAAAAGAGAACGAAUUAAACUGCGAAAUCGCCGAAAAAGACAAAAUCAUCAACGAGCUACAAAGUGAAAUCGGCGAAAAAGAGAAAUCAUUUACAGAGCUGGAAGCAAAGCUAAAAACAGUGAUCCACUUUGAAGAGGACAACCGAAAACUGGCCCGUUUGGUUCGAGCUCAAGCCUUGAAGAUAAAACAAGUCGAGGACGAACUCCGAGACCUCCUCCGUGACCGAGAAAAUGACCGACUCUCGUUACAGAAGAAGUUCCAGGACUUUGCAAAAAACCUCGCCAAAUGA